AUGGCAUCCCAAGAGCACCCAAAUUGGCUGAAGGCCCUCCUCGCCGACGCAAAGCCGCCCCCAAAGCUAUUCGCAUGGUCUCCCGCCAAUAUCCAGCCAAAGCUCGAUGAGGGUAUUGACAUGGGAAGCUCCAGCAGCGAUGAAGAAUCCGACAAUGCCUCCUGUGCCAGUCCUUCAGCAGACUCUGACCAGCGUAUUUACAUCAUUGGCCCUGGCAAUAUUGGUCGACUGUACGCAACUCACAUGGCUCGUCAUCCCAAUGCACUUCCCAUCACGCUCGUCGUACAUCGAAAGGAACUGCUUUCUCAGUGGGCAGCAUGUGAAGGUGUCGGUCUCGCUGACCUAACCAGCGGCAAACUCUUCCUCAACAAACGCUUCACUGUUGAAUGGUGGACCGAAACGAGACCUCACAACGGUCCAGUCAAGGAAGUUGCAGACGGGAAGAAGCUUCACAAUGUCUUCAUCUCUACAAAGGCAGAGGCUGGACUAUCUGAAGCAGACCGUAUUCGCCGGUACCUUGGUCGAUGCAGCUCAGUUGUCUUUGCGCAGAACGGCGUCUGCAAGCUCUGGCCUCCCCACGGUCCUUUAUACAUCUCACAUCGAUACCCGAGCGGUGACACUCCUACAUUCUCCGCGUGUGUCGUGAGUCAUGGGGUUGCAUCAGCAGGUCCUUUCUUGAGCAUCCAUGCGGCUCCAGCUGACGCAUACAUCGGACCUGUGUUUUGGGCAUCUGAUCGCGACUCGCUGCGGAGGCAACCAUUAGAGGACUUCUUUAUCCGGCAUAUUGCCUCGACGCCGCUUGUGAACACAAAGAAGGUGUCAUCCGGGGAGAUUUGGCUCCUUCAGUUGGAGAAGUUGGUCAUGAAUGCGGCGAUCAAUCCACUUACGGCUUUACUGCGCUGCAAGACCGGAGAACUGUUCACAUCCUAUGACUCUGAUGAUCCUUUGGCAAGGGUGAUUGACAAGCUCCUCUGGCAAGCAAGCGCUGUUAUCCAAGGGCUUGUUGAUCACGACACGAGUGGCAGUGUUAUCACGUCCUACGCUGAACAGACAUCACGACUUGGGACUAGCUCCAGCGUCCCCAAGAUCCGAAAGAAGUUGAUGGAAAGGUUUUCACAGCCAGUCUUGAGAGCAAAGCUUUAUGCAUUUGGUCUCAAGAUAUUUGAGCAUCGCAGUUCUAUGCUACAGGAUAUAGAAGCUGGAAGGAAGACUGAGAUACGAGACUUCAAUGGUUGGAUUGUAGACAUGGCUUGCUUUCUAGGGACGGAUCUGGAUGUUAGCGUGCACAGAGGCUUAAUUGAGUUAGUUGAGCAGUGUGAGAGCUUGGAUAAGGUGGAGUUAGGUAGAGCAUUGCUGUAA
Molecule: messenger RNA, 1359 nt
Organism: Fusarium tjaetaba
Lineage: Eukaryota; Fungi; Ascomycota; Sordariomycetes; Hypocreales; Nectriaceae
Product: 2-dehydropantoate 2-reductase
Exons: 1
Coding region: 1-1359 (452 amino acids)
Cellular component (GO): mitochondrion; cytoplasm
Molecular function (GO): 2-dehydropantoate 2-reductase activity; NADP binding
Source: RefSeq, a predicted model, not a curated record